This is a messenger RNA of Australozyma saopauloensis, 2895 nucleotides long. RefSeq names its product Pdr6p (gene PDR6). The coding region runs from base 1 to 2895 and encodes 964 amino acids. NCBI's taxonomy places the organism in Eukaryota, Fungi, Ascomycota, Pichiomycetes, Serinales, Metschnikowiaceae. Gene Ontology annotation, biological process: protein import into nucleus. The transcript has a single exon. Gene Ontology annotation, cellular component: cytoplasm. The record is from RefSeq and is a predicted model, not a curated record.
AUGCCCUCUAGAAAUUGCCGAUAUUUUGGUGCGCUCACAUACUCCGUGGUGAUUACAAAUAACAAGCUAGAGGAUAGUCAAGUCACAGACUUGGUAGAUCUAAUCUACUCCCACAUCCAGUCCUUGAUCAACGAUGGAGAUGUUCUGGGAAACAACUUCGUAAUCCAGAAAUUGUUCUCAAAUUUGCUGCUUCUCUACUCGAAAUACCUGGCGGCAUACCCCAACCCAGUUCUUUCAUUUGCACAAUUGCUCACGAAGCUGAGUGAGCAAAUGCCUACGCUCCUACGAAUGCUUCUGCCGGUCCAACUCGAGCUCCUCCUAAUAUUUUUUACAACUUUAGUUGAAGACUCGUUUAGAUCCAAUGUGAACUCCGCAGCCAUGCAUCGCUCAAUUUUCGAAGAUCUCAUACCAAGGCUUAUAGAACUCUUCCAGUAUUUGACCCUUUUAAGGUCUCAAGGGCAUUUGCUGCAUGACCUUACAUUGCACAGCUUGAAAUGUUUGAGCGCAUGGAUGUCGUACAUCGCAAACGUCAAUGCUGAGAUCAGAUAUGAGCCUCAGCAUAUUCGAAUUCUAAAGCUUUACACAUUUCUGUUUUUCGAAAAAAACCUUAAUGCUGAAAAUGAUGAAUAUCUCGACGAGGUUCAACUGUGUUUGCAUAUUUUGGGAGAGGUAUUCGAAACAAAUCCAAAUUUAUUCACACUUGACGAAAAACAGGCUAUUCUAGGUCUUCUUUUUGAUCAUGCUUCCUGGGGCCAUUCUUUUCUCAUGGAGAUCUUACUUACUGAUAGCCGCUUUGAACAUGAAGACCUCGUUAAUGCGUUUGUCGAUUUGGCCUUGUAUGUUCUACAGCAUAACAUGAUAAGACUUUCAAAGACCAUUCUUGAACCUGCUUCUCAGAGUAUUCUUCAAAUUGCGAUGGCAAUGACUGAUUUAGAUGGUGCAUCUUUCGAAAAUGACCAAGUUAGCGAAAGAAUGCUCGAAUUCUGGGAGGAAUUUAUCAAUGUGUACAUAGACUCUGGAGAAGUGUUCGAAACUCUAUUCGAACUGAGAGAUGACGCCGAGUUCAAAAGAUCCUUCGAGUAUCAAAGAUCUCAGAUUCUUCAACAGGUUUGUCGGAUUUACUGGAAGAAAAUACAUAUUCCAGCUUUCGGUGUUUUUACGACAGUAAAAGCAGAAUUCAACUCUUAUCGGAGAACAGUGGCUGACUUCUUUUUAGUCGCCUACUCUUUUUUGAAGGCUGACCUAUACAAGUUGUUGUGCGAGGCACUAUUGGCUAACUUAAAAGAGGCUGACCAAGGAAAUAGAUGUCUUGAAGAUGUAGAGGCUACCCUGUUUCUUUUGUAUAACAUCAACGAUGAUGCUGUUUACUUCGAGUCCCAGGCCAAUGCCUUGCUACCCUUUUCAUCCGUUAUCAUGCACAGCAGUAUGAUCCAGCAGUUUCGAAGCCUCAAGCUUGAUGAUCCUUCAAAUAAGUUGCCACUUUCCACAUUCAUUCAGUAUUUGUCGUCGAAUGUGUUUUAUUUCGAAACGAACGAGGGCAGUCAGUACCUUGGCUCUGUUCUUGAUGUCAUUUUCCUAAUAAUUGUUUCAAAUGACAGCUCGUUAUCUCUUUUGGCAUCGAAAACUGCCACGAGAAUAUGCGAAAAAUGCAGCCGUCAUCUAAUACAAUUUCUUCCAAACCUUGAGGUCAUCAUUCUUGAGAUGCUCAAAAAUUAUGAAAUAGAUGGAUUAAUCAGGCUGAGGAUGUUCAAUGCUUACACUGUGGUGGCUCGAACUUGCACUGAUGAAGUACAAUUUGCUGAGGCUUUGUAUGGUAUGCUUUCUCAAGUCAAAGAUACGGCAGCUUCUUUAUUGCGAUCCAUAGAGUCUUCUUGUUCUCAAGUACAAGAGGAUUAUUUAACAUCCCUUUUAUCAUGUGUGGUUGGAGUAGCAAAAGGUAGCUCCCUCACUGACGAUAUCACAGAGGUGAUGUCCGAGGAACGUUCUCAAUUCUAUCGUGACUAUUGGCAUCGCGAUCCGAUGGAGAUCAAAUCGGUUGUCUUGUCAAUCAUUGAGCUUUUUAUGACAGAGGCACCGGCUAUCAGUGAUUUGCCAAUUAUUGUUGAGAAGUGUACUCUUAUUGUCAAAGCGGGUUUUGGAGAAGAGUUCGGCGGGCCAUUUGAAUUUGGUCAAAAUACAGUCAUUGAUCUUGUACAAAACAUGAUGUCCAAAUUGAGAAAUCCAAAUGCUGUACCUCAUGUGUUCUCCCUCAUCGAAUGCUUUGUGGGUGUUGAGUAUCGAACACUAGACAGAUCUCAAGUGGAGCUGCUUUCGACUCUUGUAUUCGCAAAAAAUAUUGAUUUCUUGAAGAGUGAUCCGGAUCUUUUGAAAGGAGCGAUUGACGUGUUUUCGAAAAUCAUAGAGUGUAAGCCAUCGCUUAUCAUACUGUCGAGCUUUUUCAAUUCUACAAUUCUUCCUUGCGCCGUUGACGGCGUACAAUCGAAUGAGCAGUUUAUCAUAAAAUCGAUUUCAAAAUUCUGGAAUAAUUUGCUCAAUUUGAAGAAAGGCUCUCGCGAAGACCAAGAUAUUGUUCAGGGGCUCUUAAUAGAUUUAGCAUGGGGUCAACUUCUCACCAACAGCCUAGUGGUUACAUUCCUCAAGGCACCUCGGUCUAAUCUCGAUCAUUAUUAUAGUAUUUUUCGGUCGUUACUUGGCAAAUACCCGGUCAAGUUUAAGCAGUGGCUCGUGGUCAUAGUACUGCUGCUGGAAAUUUCAGAAUCAAUUGGGAUGAAAGAGAGAGAUUUAUUCAUUAAUCAACUCGUAUUGACUAGGGGCCGGAGAGCCGCAAAUGAUGUUCUAAAAGCAUUCUGGUUGAAAUGCAACCAUUUGGUGGAGUACAAUAAUCAGAACUUCUGA